Lasiodiplodia theobromae is the source of this 3360-nucleotide messenger RNA. RefSeq names its product Pumilio domain-containing protein. The transcript is spliced from 4 exons. Gene Ontology annotation, biological process: post-transcriptional regulation of gene expression. The coding region runs from base 1 to 3360 and encodes 1119 amino acids. Gene Ontology annotation, molecular function: mRNA binding. Lineage: Eukaryota; Fungi; Ascomycota; Dothideomycetes; Botryosphaeriales; Botryosphaeriaceae. The record is from RefSeq and is a predicted model, not a curated record. Gene Ontology annotation, cellular component: cytoplasm.
AUGGCCUUCGCCAACGGCCUGGGGGACCGCCCCGAGGACCGUCGCUUUCGCAGCCCCCAGUCCCCGCGCGAGGAGUCGACCUUCCCCAGCUUUACCUCGCCCAUUCGCAGCAUCGCCAGCCAGAUGCAGGCCCACACGUCCACGGCGAACGACGCCCGCGGCAGCCUGACGAGACGCUUCACGACCAACACGGUGCCCACCAUGCCCACACUCUCCCCAUUGUCGCCAAUUGGCCAGCAGCGGAGGCAGGCUGCCGAGAAUACAGAGUUGACAUCUGCGACGUACCAUAAAGUGCAGCUGAUAUUCUACCGCAUGUCCACCGCUACUCUUCACCAUCCCAAAAUGUCCACUCUUAGCAAGAACGACAACCUGGCGCCGGUCCAGGUCUCACCUUCUGAUUCAGAGUCCACUGUCACUGCGGACACUACCUCAGACCAGAGUGCUAACUUCCAGAUCUCCCAGCUGGAAAAGAAGAAGGCCGAGUACGAAUAUCUGAAAGAGCAGCGCCGCCGUUUUGAGGCCGAGAUGGAGCUGUACGAUCUCCAGAUCAAGGGCGUUCAGAACGACUACAACCGCCUUUCUCAGGACGUGGGCCGGAACAACAGCAACACCAACAACUACGCUGGUCACCAGAGCGAACCCACUACGCCUCCCGAGUACCGUGACCAAGGCUUUCCCUCUGCUUUCUCUCGUCCUCAGCGCUACUCAAUGCAAAGCAUGACCUCACCCCAGCAGAGCUACCAGUCUGGCUCGACUCGUCCUAGUAGGUCGGGCUCUCAGAUCACCUCUCCCGGCCAGUCCUUCACCCAGGGCAUCUCACACAUCCCCUCGAAGUCCAUGCCUGGCUCCCGCCGUGGAUCUGAUGAGGAAGAGGACAACUACGAGUACGACAUCUCCACCAUGAACCCCCGCUCCGGUGCUGCUCUCAAUAGGAACUCGGUUCCUGUCACCGGUCUUGACUUCCGCCACCGCGCCUCUACAGACCUUCCAGACCUGACCUCGGUUCUCGGUCACAUUGACACCACCCACUUCCUGUUCGGCGACGACGACAACCCUGCAGCCUCGCCUGAUGUCAAGAGUUAUUUGCAGCAGAUGAACUCGAAUGACGACAAGUUCCCGAUCUUGGUCCGUCAGGAAGGUGCGAACAACAUGCAGCUGUCCGCCUCUUCUGCCGCGUUGGACCUCGCUUCCGUCUCCUCGCAUUCCCCCGAUCCUCAGUCAAACGGCUGGCCGACGGCGUCGCGUCACCGCCAUGCCCAGCACAGCCUUCCGGUCAACAACCUGCACAAGUCUAACGACUUCGGUCUCGAUGGUUCUGGUGCCAAUGGCACGGAGACUCCCAGGCGCUCGACCAUCAGCAACCGCCACUCAAUGGAGGUGAGAUUCAGCCCGUACGGCGAUUCCAAGCGCCCUGGACUGCUUGCGACUCCGCCCAACGGCUCCACCAAUGGAAUGCCCAAGCUUCAGUCGUCGUAUUCGACCAACGAUAUUCCUACUAUGAAGAGCACCAAUGGUCUUAACGGCACUCCUGGCGGCAAUGGUGUCAAUUCGCACGCUGAGCAGCACCUCCACAACCACAACGCUAGCAUGGGUCGCAUUCCUAUGAAUGUAGUCAACCGUCACAGCCGCGAGCUGUCUGGCGGUGAAAACAGGAUUGAGGAGCCUAAGGGAGCUGCCGCUUUCCGUUCUAUGGGUUCUGCUCUUCAAGCUAACGCAGCUCCCUUCGGUCCUGCUCUCACCAAUGGAACCAACGGCGUUAGUACGAACGGCUCGACAACGACUGCUGGAGUUUCCUCGCCCACCGCCACUACCAUCUCGUCCUCCAAUGGCAAUGGAAUCACUAGCCCUCCGGUGUACAACAACCCGAACGCUCCUUACUACGGUGGUUAUGGCAUGGCGGUUCUCAACGCGGGCAUGCAGAACAUGGGUAUCAAUGGCCAGGCUCCCUACAACCAGGUCCCGAUGUACCCUCCCUUCAACCCGUAUGGACAGCCUUUCCAGCAGCCUUUCGUCCAGCAGGCUCCUGCUCAGCCUCGUUUCCCGGACAGCCAGGCCCGUGUCAUCCAGCAGCGUCGCAUGCAGAACCAGGAGGACCACAUGCGUAGCACGACGAACUACAACUUCGAUUCUCUUAUGCCUCAUGACAUUGUCGAGUUGUGCAAGGAUCAGCACGGCUGCCGCUACCUUCAGAAGCAAAUUGAGGGCCGCAACUUGGACAUUGUAAAGAAGAUCUUCGAGGCUACCAAGGACCAUGUUGUCGACCUGAUGCAGGACCCCUUCGCCAACUACCUGUGCCAGAAGAUGUACGAGUUCUGCAAUGACGAGCAGCGCACCGCGCUUGUCCGCAACGCGGCUCCCCAGAUGGUUAAGAUUGCUUUGAACCAGCACGGCACGAGGGCUCUGCAGAAGAUGAUCGAGUACGUCUCCACUGCUGAGCAGAUCAACAUCAUCAUCGAGGCUCUGCGUCACAACGUUGUCACGCUUAUUCAGGAUCUUAAUGGCAACCAUGUCAUUCAGAAGUGCCUGAACCACCUUGGUUCCAAGGACUCGCAGUUCAUCUUCGAGGCUGUUGGCCAGUCUUGUGUUGUCGUCGGCACUCACCGUCAUGGCUGCUGCGUCCUUCAGCGUUGCAUUGACCAUGCCUCCGGCGACCAGAGGAUCGAACUGGUUGGCGCUAUUACUGGAAACGCCUACUCUCUAGUCCAGGAUCCCUUCGGCAACUACGUCGUCCAGUACAUCCUCGAUCUCCAGGAGGAGCAGUUCACGGUUCCUUUGUGCCGGAGCUUCCGUGGAAGCGUUCCCAUGCUGUCGAAGCAGAAGUUCAGCUCCAACGUCAUUGAGAAGUGCAUCCGCGUUUCUAACGCUGAGACCAAGCGCCACUUGAUUGAGGAGCUUCUCACUCCUGGUGAACUUGAGAAGCUGAUCCGUGACUCGUACGCCAACUACGUCGUCCAGACUGCUCUUGACUACGCCGAUGCGCCAACCAAGAUCCGCCUCGUGGAGGCCAUCCGCCCUAUGCUCAACGCCAUUCGCGCCACUCCUUACGGCCGUCGCAUCAUGAGCAAGAUCCAGGACUUUGACGGUCGCAUGAGCACUAACUCGAGCGGUCAGAUCACGCCGACUGCGGGUGCUGGUCCGGGACAGAUCGCGUUCCCUGGUUCACUUGGUGCCACUCCUCAGCAGAGUCCUUUUAGUAACAUGACCAACGGCUAUGGCACCAACCUUGCCUCUCCUCAGCCGCACCGCCUGUCCAACCCUCAGGUUCCGACCAACCUUCAGAACAAUGUACAGCAAAGCAUGAACCCUUACAACGGCUCCCCCUUCCGCGGACCGAACCAGCAGAACGGCGGUUUCUUCUAG